This is a messenger RNA of Pseudoliparis swirei, 2036 nucleotides long. RefSeq names its product TAM41 mitochondrial translocator assembly and maintenance homolog (gene tamm41). Lineage: Eukaryota; Metazoa; Chordata; Actinopteri; Perciformes; Liparidae. Gene Ontology annotation, cellular component: mitochondrion. Gene Ontology annotation, molecular function: phosphatidate cytidylyltransferase activity. The transcript is spliced from 8 exons. The record is from RefSeq and is a predicted model, not a curated record. Gene Ontology annotation, biological process: cardiolipin biosynthetic process; CDP-diacylglycerol biosynthetic process. The coding region runs from base 228 to 1259 and encodes 343 amino acids.
UGUCAAGUGCACAGCAACCCAGACUGACCUAGUGGAGGCAUUUUAACGAACAAACUCUCAGUUUGAGUGCUUUUCAGUUUGUUUGUGGCACAGAGCCUCUCAGGCGGAAAGGUAUCUUCCAAUUAAUGCGGCAGAAACGUCACAUAACUCAUUGUUUAUUCGGAUAUGUUGCUCCUAAACCAGCUCUUGUUGUUGCUGGAAAGCUAUCCUAGCUAACUUAUUUCAAAAUGACUCUUUCAACUUUGUACAACACCGGCGUGAUCUACAGACGGAUUUUAUCACAAUUUCCUCAGGACAUCAGUCUAGCUUUUGCCUAUGGAUCUGGUGUUUUUAAACAACACGGGACCAACCAAGGUCAAAUGGAGAAGAAUAUGCUGGACUUUGUGUUUGCGGUGGAUGACCCGGUGACGUGGCACACCAUGAAUCUGCUGCAGAAUCGCAAACACUACUCUAUCCUCAAGCUGCUGGGGCCCACAAUGAUCAGCUCUGUACAAAAUGAGCACGGGGCCUCUGUAUACUACAACACACUGGUGCCAGUGGAUGGAAGGAUAAUCAAAUAUGGUGUGAUUAGUACAGAGUCUCUUAUCGAUGACCUGAUGCACUGGAAGACGAUGUAUGUGGCCGGACGACUUCACAAACCAGUAAGGAUGCUGGUGCAGAAUGAGAACGGAAAGCUCCGCGCUGCUCUGGUGGCCAACUUAAAGAGCGCUGUGACAGCCUCCUUCCUCAUGCUGCCGGAGAGCUUCACUGAGGAAGACCUCUUCCUGCAGAUAGCUGGUCUUUCUUAUGCCGGGGAUUUUAGAAUGGUCAUCGGCGAAGAUAAAUCUAAGGUGGUCAAUAUCGUCACGGACAACAUUCAGCACUUCCGGAUUCUGUACAGCAACAUCCUGCGGGACUGCCCUCAGGUGGUCUACAAACCUCAACAAGGGAAACUGGAGGCUGACAAAAGCCCAGAGGGCCAGUUCAUCCAGCUGAUGGCGUUGCCUCGAACCCUCCAGCAGAGGAUCACCAAGCUGGUCGAUCCUCCGGGGAAGAACCGAGACGUGGAGGAGAUUCUGCUGCAGGUGGCUCAGGACCCGGACUGCGGCGCUGUCGUUCAACAAGGUAUUUCAUCGAUUGUGAAAUCCUCCAGUAUAACACAGAGUAUCAAAGGCAUUGCCACAGCUGGCAUGUGGAAGACGGUCUCAUACAGCUCCAAGAAACUGGUGAAGAUGUGGAAGGGUUGGAGGAGGAAGCCGCCUGUCUCACAGAUGUCCUGAUCCUGUCUGUUGACCAGGAAUCUCUUUUUCUUUAUAAACUGUGUGCCAAACAACCGACAUCCAUCCAUUAAAUGUUUUCGCCCGCGACAGACUGUGGCUGGAAGAAUCACACACUCCCCUCCUGGUUGAGCAGGUGUAAGUCUGUGUUUGAAUAGUGGAGAACCGUCUGUACAACUGCCCUUUAUCAUGCAAUUCAUGAGAGUUGUCGAAAAUAGGGGGCGACAUUUCACAAGCCUGACUGAAUUAUGGCCGACAUGGAAUGUUACCACAGAUUGGAACCUUUCUGCAUAGUGACGACAGUGACUGGCUGCAGUGGCUAUUUCUAGAGCCACAUCACAUACUCAGUGUGAGAACAGCAUGCAUCAAGUACCGCACGUAUAUAAAAAAUAUACUUUAGUGUCUUCGGUCAUCUUUUGACAGCGAGUGUGCAUUUUCCAUGUGAACGGUCAAAUGACGAGCUGAUCAGAGACUGGCGAUGAUAUUUCUGUGUGAUUUUUGUCUUUUAUUGAACUUUUUAUUCCCCUCUCGACUUUCUAAAGAUCUCCAAUCGUUCUUCUCUUCACAUUUUACCAGCAGUUUGAAUGUUUGUAAUAAUAUGUCAGUGUUCAUGAAAUAAAAGAUAUGAUUACAUUUCAUUUAGAAAUGUAGCUCAUUGUGAACUGUUUACCUAAAUGCCACUUACUUGCUGUAAGCAGGUCAUAAUGACUGGAGGUCUUUGCUACUUGCUGAAAUGUUAUGUAGUUACGAGAUGAAUGAUUGAUAAACUAUUUAAUACAA